AAAAUAACCCAAAAUGUUUUAGUCUAGCGUUUAAUCUUGAAAGCAUGGGUAUUUUAAUUUAGAGAGCUCUGCACCAUUGUUACUUUUACGAGAAAAAGGGAGUUUUAUAAUUGCAUUUCUCCUCAGAUUCAGAGCUUUAAUCUGCAAAUUUAAUGGCGGAGCUCUCUAAGAAAGUGGAAGAAAGGAGCUGUACUGGAGAAAUUGAAAAUAAAAAUGUCAGCAAGCCUGGUUCUCUUCAUGGUUAUGAGUCGCUUUACCAGCUCCUUGAAUCUUCUCUCAAACCGGAGGUCUUUCAGGAAGUCAGCCGUUUGCUUUUGGGUUUGAAUUGUGGAAAACCUCUUGAACGAUUAAACUUGCCAGUCUCAGCUACUGCAAUUUCUUCAAAGUCAGAUUUUGACAUACAGGCUUAUCGUUUCCAUACUGAUGAAGAGCAUGAGCGGAAACCUCGAGUUGUCCGAGUUGGUCUCAUCCAAAAUUCUAUUGCUAUUCCUACCACUUUACCUAUGCCUCAUCAAAAAAAUGCAAUUAUGGAGAAGAUCUUACCCAUGAUUGAUGCAGCCGGUGCCUCUGGGGUGAACAUCUUAUGCUUACAGGAGGCUUGGAUGAUGCCUUUCGCAUUUUGUACUCGAGAAAAGAGUUGGUGCCAAUUUGCAGAGCCUGUGGAUGGUGGAGAAACCACAAAGUUUCUGCAGGCCCUUGCACUGAAGUACAAUAUGGUUAUAGUUAGCCCAAUUCUUGAAAGAGACAUCGACCAUGGAGAGACCAUUUGGAAUACUGCAGUUAUUAUUGGUAAUCAGGGCAACAUUAUGGGGAAACAUCGAAAGAAUCACAUCCCAAGAGUUGGCGAUUUUAAUGAGAGCACAUAUUAUAUGGAAGGUAAUACUGGUCAUCCUGUUUUUGAGACCUCAUUUGGAAAGAUAGCUGUGAAUAUUUGCUAUGGGCGGCAUCACCCUCUGAAUUGGUUGGCUUUUGGCCUUAAUGGUGCUGAGAUUAUCUUCAAUCCAUCUGCUACAGUUGGUGAGCUCAGUGAACCAAUGUGGCCUAUUGAGGCCCGUAAUGCAGCCAUAGCCAACAGUUAUUUCGUUGGAUCCAUCAACCGGGUUGGCAUCGAAACCUUCCCAAACCCAUUUACUUCAGGAGAUGGUAAACCCCAACACAGCGAUUUCGGUCAUUUUUAUGGCUCCAGCUACUUUUCAGCACCGGAUGCCUCUUGUACCCCAUCUCUCUCUCGUUACAGAGAUGGCUUGAUGAUCUCAGAGAUGGACCUCAAUCUGUGUAGACAGGUUAAAGAUAAGUGGGGAUUUCAAAUGACUGCCCGUUAUGAGAUGUAUGCGGAAGAACUCUCUCACUAUUUGAAACCAGAUUUCAAGCCUCAUGUUAUUACUGAUCCACUGUUGCAGAAGAGAGCUUAAUGGAGAUUUAAUGGUUCAAUUUCAAAAAAAAGAUAAAAGUUGAGGUGGGUAAGUUUCUUUCUUUAUGGUUAUCUGAAUUGCAUGUGCUUGACCGACUGAAGAUGGUUUGCCUAAGGAUUUAUUUCUUGCAUUUGAAUGGUCUUCGUUAAAGGUUAUUAUGGUUUUUCUAAGUAUUAUGGUUUUUCGGAAUUGUGCCUGCAAUAUGCAGAAAUUAGUCAACCCUAAUUAAUUAGGAAAAGGCCGUGAUGAUGAUGAUAUUACAGAAAUUUACAAGAUGGAUUGCUUUGCUUU
Messenger RNA from Amborella trichopoda, 1703 nucleotides. RefSeq names its product beta-ureidopropionase (gene BETA-UP). The record is from RefSeq and is a predicted model, not a curated record. Gene Ontology annotation, molecular function: beta-ureidopropionase activity. NCBI's taxonomy places the organism in Eukaryota, Viridiplantae, Streptophyta, Magnoliopsida, Amborellales, Amborellaceae.